Apis dorsata (giant honeybee) is the source of this 464-nucleotide messenger RNA. RefSeq lists its product as uncharacterized. Gene Ontology annotation, cellular component: plasma membrane. Gene Ontology annotation, molecular function: odorant binding; olfactory receptor activity. Gene Ontology annotation, biological process: detection of chemical stimulus involved in sensory perception of smell; sensory perception of smell. The transcript has 3 exons. NCBI's taxonomy places the organism in Eukaryota, Metazoa, Arthropoda, Insecta, Hymenoptera, Apidae. The record is from RefSeq and is a predicted model, not a curated record. Bases 198 to 464 code for a protein of 88 amino acids.
UAAAUUAUUAUACAAUUAUCUAGUAAGCUUUGCAUUAUCCAUAUUUGCUUUCGCAGCUUUAACCUUUAAUGUAAAUAAAACUAAUAUCAUUAAAAUCUAAGUAAUCGAAUAUAAUACUUGUAAUACAUUGCUUUUAGGUUUUCAAUCGAGACUUUCACUUUAAUUACAUUUAUAUUAUAAAGUUUUAUAUAAUUAUAAUGUUUUCAUGUUUCAUUUUUUUCAUUUAUUACGUAUCCCAACGUGUUCUCGACGAAACGUUCAAGUUUUUUGAUAUUCCAUACAAUGGGAAUUGGUAUGAUUUACCGUUACCCAUACAAAAAUUAUUACUUUUUAUAAUACAAGGAAGAAAAAAACCAGUGUUAUUGUCAAUUUGUGGAAUAUUCGUGCCUACCUACAAAAUGUUACUUAUGCAAUGCAAAAUGACAUGGUCCUGCUUCAUAAUGUUAUAUUCUAUUCAAAAGUAA